GUUUAAUGUCCAACAAUCCGGAAGUGGGCGAAUGAUAUUGUGUUGACUUGUCAUGACGAAAAAAUCGAAGUAAUUUCUGAUAAUGUCAGUUGUUGACAUGUGCCAGGGAUCCCCUGUGCUUCAUGUGGUGGUUGUUGGAUUUCAUCACAAGAAAGGAUGCCAGGUUGAGUAUUCCUAUCCCCCUCUUGUGGAGGGGAAUGAUGUCAACAGUUCUGAGGCUCCCCCAGAAUGGAAACACCUUGCAUCCUUGGCAAUACCUGAUGGAGCACAUAAUUACAAAAAAGAUACAAUUUACUUUCAUCUUCCAUCCCGUGAUGGUACCUACAGGACAGUAUAUGGAGUGGCCUGUUACAGGCAGAUUGACUCUUCUGAAUUGGUCAAUAAAUCUUCAGAAGUAACAAGAAGUACAGUCCAGAAGAGUGUGUGUGUCCUAAGUCGACUGCCUUUGUAUGGACUUAUUCAGGCCAAGCUGGAGUUAAUUACGCACGCAUAUUUCAAAGAGCUGGACUUCAGUAAAGUCGAGGUCCUUGAGGAUACUUAUAAAAAUCUCAGCUUGUCCUUGACAGAAAGUCUCAGGGACGGAUCUCAGGUUUUUCUAGGAAUGUCAGUUCGUGAUGUGGUGACACAAUUCAGACACAAAAUAGUUCUACUUUUUAAACUAAUCCUCCUCGAACGAAGAGUGCUGUUCACCGGAGCUCCUGUACAGACUUUAUGUAACACAAUCCUUGCCAUUCUCUCCCUCUUUCCGGGUAUGAUAGAAAAUGGAUUGGAGGAAUCGGCCAGCGUGGAGCUGAACAGACAACUGUCACCGACGCUGAGGAACGCAGUGUGCUCGGACAGCAGUGAGGAAUUCCUGGAAGUCUGUUACCAUGACGAAAAGGCCAAGGUCAUCAGGAGCUCUCCAAAGAAAGAAAAACAGGAAGUGACAUACACUGAGCCAGAGGAACUUGAAAUUCCUAGAGAUGGAAUGGAAUCCACCAAAGAGACAGAAAAUAGUGACGCAAAGGAUGAAAACAAGAAUUCCAGUAAUGUUCAGGACUUUGAACAAGCUCAGUGUAGUGAGGUACAGACAAAAACAGUGAGAAGCUUUUCCGAUACAGGGGAGUCUGAAAAACAAUCCAAAACCAGUCGAUAUAAUGUUAAACGGACACUCUCUGAGAGUUACGCGCUGGAUUUAGAAAAUGUGAAUCAGGCCGUGUCCAGUUCUGGUAAAAAUGACAGCUCUGUAUCUUUUUCUGAGGAUCCCCUUGCCAAUGUAAAAGAUAUCACUCAACUGAAGGCCAUACAGACAGGGACUAUAAUGAGACAGCUAGACUCUGUAGUUAAUGUGGAGGACCUCAAUUUAGAAAAGUUAGAAAACUUGAGUGAUGAAGAGAAAGAAACCUCGUCGAAGUUUGAGAUUUCGUUGAAUUUAGAGGAUGCUCGGGAAGUGUUGAAGAGGAGUGAGGGGGUGGAGGAAUUGGAUUCCCCCGAGAGUAUACAGAAGAUUGAUCAGGAGGACUGCUUCUCUUGGGAGGAGGAUAGGUUACUGCUCACCAUAGAACACAAGGAAUCUAUCAGUGAAGCCGAGUCAGCAGAUCAGCAAAAAAUUAACCAAUCAGAUUCCAAAAAGCAGUCAUGUGAUACUCAGGAUUCUGGGAUUGAUAUUGGAUCACCAUUAAGUGUAAAGGAAGGUGAUAAGACAGAUAGUUUUGUGGAGAAAGAGAGUUCAGAGGUUACAGAGAAAGGCAUUCCAGACAAUGACCCCAGGAGAAGCCCUGGCAGGAAAGCGGCUGCGAUAAAGAAUAAGAUCAGCUCAGCUCUCAGUGGACUGAAGGUGAAGAAGGGGAGUGGAAUCCACGAGCCAACAUCACCCACCGAAGAGAACUCGGACGUAGAAAUGAAUGUCGUGCUCAGGUCCUCCAAACUUACUCAGGACGACUGUGGAUUUCCACUGGCUGUUUUUACAAAAGGUUGUAUGCUUCAUCCGUACCUGUCCUUGCAGUACUUUGAUCUUAUGACAGAUGUCAAUGUCCGAGGGUUUGUCAUAGGAGCCACCAAUAUGCUGUUUAGACAGAAACGUCACCUGACAGAUAUUGUUAUCGAGGUGUCGGAAUCAGAGGAGGGGAAGAUUGAAAUCCAUGACCGAGAAUUAAACCGCCUUCUCCAUCUGACCACUGCUGACCUCCGAUUCGCUGACAUCAUCAUUAAGGCUGUGUUGGGGGAGGACUCAGAUGACCCAUAUCUAGAUGGAACAGAGUGGGAGGGCGGAGACGAGUGGGUCCAGUCUCAGUUUAAAGUCUACCUACAAUCUAUGCUGGUCACCAUGGAGAAAAACGAUUUGAAGCUCCUGGAGGAUUAUGGGACGGCUUUUUGUCAGGCUUACAAGACAACACAUAACUACAGGCAGUGGAGCGGAACAAGUCAUCCAGGCAUGUCCAAUGUUCUGGUGGGACAUCCUUGUCAGGGAAAUUUAGCCAUGUCUGACAUCAAGAUGAGACUAUCUCACAAUCUACAGAACACUGAGAGAGGGAAGAAAAUCAAUGCUGCCAUGGUACAGACAGGGCGGUAUGUGGAACAGGCAGGGAAGGCAGUGGGUGGCGCUAUAGUCAAUGCCAAGUCAGCCGUGUCUUCAUGGUUCAGUGGAUGGAGGCACCCAAGGGGAGACAAUGUGCCCCCACAAAGCUGAUUAGAAAACAAGAAUAUGUACUAUAUAAAUAUUUGUAGAAGUGGCUCUAAAUGGGUUGAAUGCAUGGUUCUGUGGCAUAAUACUAUAAAAUUUAUUUCUUUGUUAGAGGCAGUGAUUUCUUUCUAUGUGUUCAGUGACUUCUAAGUAAAUUAUAUUUAUUGAUGUAGACGUGUCUAUUAUCAUUUCUUUGUAAAACAAAGACACAAUGACAUUUUCUUGUGUACACACACAUGUACCCAUGUAAUAUUUAACUAUGUAUGGAAGUAGUUAUUGGAAAACACAUAACAUUGUGUUGUAUUGAAAUAUGCAAGAUUGUACAAAGUUGGCUACACCACUGUGGUGCAUAUAAACCAUAAAGUAUACUGCACAAUCUUAUGAUAUACCAAUUAUGAAGUGCACAAGCAAUUUGUUUAAUUGUAAAAUGUUAUUUACUUAUUCUAAAAUAAGCCAUCAUGGCAUUGUGGUAGCUCAGUUGGUAGAGUGUUUGCUCCAUGAUUAGGUCAUGUUUCUAAUCCAGCUUCGACUAUUGGAAGUGGAUAAAAAAUAGAUAGCAAUAUUGUUCCUUCCCCAAGUGCUUGGCACUUUGAAGAGAAAAUUGUGCGUCAUUUGGAUAAAACCAGUUUGUGUGGGGUGUCCUUGAUAAUUUGAGGGGGAGGGGGGUAAUAAAAUGGAAGAUGACCAUAAUUAUGCUGAUUAAAGUAGAAUAUUUUAUGAAAUUUGUGACAUUUUUGUUAUUUCAAGCAUUUUAUUUUAUCUACAAGGGCCAGAUUAAAAAUUCGUGAUUGAAUUUUUAAAAAAGAAAUGAUAAGGCUUAAUCAGUUUAAUAUAUGAUUGGAGAAAAGUUUCCCUUUAAGAUUCUGAAGUUUUUUUUCUUUUUCCAGAAA
Molecule: messenger RNA, 3552 nt
Organism: Saccostrea cuccullata (small rock oyster)
Lineage: Eukaryota; Metazoa; Mollusca; Bivalvia; Ostreida; Ostreidae
Product: late secretory pathway protein AVL9 homolog
Exons: 16
Coding region: 83-2668 (861 amino acids)
Cellular component (GO): cytoplasm
Source: RefSeq, a predicted model, not a curated record